AUGGAAACUUUUCAUAAUGAAUAAUUCCUUGCAUCUGCAUAAAAAGGUUCUAUGGAAGAGAUCAAAAGAGCUAUCGUAUAAGGAAAUGUUGAUAUCAAUUACCAAGAUAGAGAAGGUAUUCUUCCUUUCUACAAUAAGGAAAUACUGCUCUCUUUUGGGCUAUAAUGAAUAAUCAUCUAGAAAUCGUAAGGUUUCUCAUUUAAAAUGAUGCAUCACUUGAAGUCUAUAAUUUAUAAGGAUCCGGACCUUUACAUCUUGCAGCUGAAAAGAUGAAUAAAGAAAUCGUUUUAUUACUUGUAAUUAAUUAAGCAGAUCCAAAUUUAAAGAAUUAAUCUGGAUAAAGGUAACUGUAACCUAUUUAUAUUUAGACCUGGAGAUGGAAUCACCGAAAUUAGAACUCUUAUUAAUAAUCUAACAUCUGAAAGUAAAGCCUUUUGUGUUUUAAAGCAAACUUAAAAAUAAAAACUCUAAGCUAUUUUUGAAGAUAUUGAUUAUGAUAAUUCUAAAUAUAUAGAUCAUGCCAAAGCUGUUAAAUUCAAUAAAUAUAUUGAUGAUAACAUCACUGAUAAUUAAGCUGAAAAAGAUGCUAAAGAUUUCAUUAAAUCAGUUGCUUUAUGUAAUCCUGAAAGAGGAGUAAAUUAAAUAUAAUAUCAUCUUUAUUUAGGUCAAUAUUGAUGAAUGGUUCUUUAGCUUUUCAAAACUAUUUGUUGUAGAUCCAACUGCCUUUGAUAAAUUUAUUGAAGAUUAUGAUAAAUAAGUUGAAAAGAAAUAAAAAUUAAGACACUAAAUGUAAGAUUGA
Paramecium sonneborni is the source of this 799-nucleotide messenger RNA. NCBI's taxonomy places the organism in Eukaryota, Ciliophora, Oligohymenophorea, Peniculida, Parameciidae. The record is from the annotation of a GenBank genome assembly.